Messenger RNA from Ornithodoros turicata, 2961 nucleotides. RefSeq names its product ribosomal RNA processing protein 1 homolog B-like. Gene Ontology annotation, biological process: rRNA processing. Lineage: Eukaryota; Metazoa; Arthropoda; Arachnida; Ixodida; Argasidae. Bases 110 to 2884 code for a protein of 924 amino acids. The record is from RefSeq and is a predicted model, not a curated record. Gene Ontology annotation, cellular component: nucleus; preribosome, small subunit precursor. The transcript has 10 exons.
CAUGGCCGCCUCGGCCGCCUCUUGUGUAGCGUGUUUGCAUGCGUGUUUGUGUGUGUAGUUGUGCAUGUAGUUUUAUGUUUUUAAUAGAAUCGCAAACAGCACCCUCAUAAUGCCAGUGGUGGAAGAAGUUAAUUUUGCCUAUCACCUGGCUUCUAAUGAGCCAAAUGUGCGUCGUAGAACAGUUUCCAAACUGAUGAAAUGGAUCUCCACGAAGUCUGCGCACGUGAAGACAGGAUUCACUGAAGAGUCUAUGAUGAAGCUAUGGAAGGGUCUUUUCUACUGCAUGUGGAUGACAGACAAGCCUCUUGUUCAACAAGAAAUGGCAGAUAGCAUAUCAGCCCUGAUCCACAGCUUCAGACGUCAAGAACAGACACUCAUGUUCAUUGAUGCUUUCUUUAAGACCAUGGCCCACGAAUGGUUCGCUAUUGAUCGGUAUAGGCUCGACAAGUUCAUGAUGCUGGUGCGUCGAUUCUUCCGCCAGAGCCUGGUGUUCACUCGCAGGGAUGGAUGGACAGACGAAAGUAUCCAGAGCCUCAAUGCUUGUCUCAGCAAGACUGUGUUGCAUCCAAGCAGUGAGGACACACCUGUAGGGUUGAAGACACACAUUGCCGAUAUUUUUCUCCAAGAAUUGGCUAGGAUGCAUGGACAUGAGCUGACAGCAGUGCAAUCAAUGCUAUUUCUUGAGCCUUUCUUCGAGAUUCUAGUUAAAACACCAAGCGUGGUCCUGAGGAGAUCGGUGCGGGAUAACAUCUUCCACUUGAUAAUUGACCUGGAUCCAGGAACUUCAGGACAAGCAGCAAGUGUGGCAUCUGAUGAGGAUGAGGAGGAACUGGUAGAGGAUACAAAGCAGGGAAUGAACAGUGACAGCGAAGAAGAACAUUACGAGGAUGGCAAACUUAUGGGGAAUGACGAGACAAGCGUGGACCUUCCUGCAGUUCCUUUUGACUAUGAGAUGAUUGCAAAUCGUUUCGUUGAAUGCAGCAAGAUAAAGAAGAUGAAGGCUCCCAACCGUAGCAUAAUUGCAAAUCUUGUGAAGAAAUUUUGGGAGCUCUCUCAAGGUGUUAAUCCACUACACAACAUCGACGAAGAUAGUGGUAGUGAAUUGGAAAUUACAGACAGUGCCAUUACAGAAGCUGCACAGAGGUUGAAGGACGAAGAAGAGAAGGAGCUGAUGAUGGAGAGAGAAGAGCUCGCGAAGCUAGCCCGUGCUUCAGCGAAAUCGAAGGGUGGGAAAUUUGGAUUGGAUACUUGCAGUGGCAUUUACGAACAUCAAACCAUGACAGACAGCUCAGAAAGCGGUUCUGAUGCAGAUACUGAGAGUGCUGAUGAGGAGGUAGGCGCGGUACAGGCAAAAAAGAAGUUGAAGCAGAGUACAAAGAAAAGAAGCACAGGAAAGCAGAGUAGGGAAGAUUCAGAUGGUGACAAAUCGGGCGACUCGGACAUGGAAUGUAUUGCUGUAGGCAGUGAGGAGAAGCUUUGGGAACAGUUGCAAGUGACCAAGAAAAAAAAGAAAAAACGUCCAGCUAAAGGAGAGGACGACGACAUGUAUUACGAAGAUGUGUUACGGCAUGAAAACCAGCGCCUGUCUGAUCUGUCACUGCUAACACUUGGAGGAGAGACAGGAGGAGAAAACGAAAGCACAAAAAAGCCGAAGAAACGGAAGAAAGUAGCCAAGGUUGGUUCAGCUCCUGGGGAGUACAGCGUAUCUACCGUGAAGAAAAGGAAAGUAGGGUCGCCUGGUGGGAAUGAAGACCCCAAAGAACAGGUCGUGCCAGUGAAUGAAAGUAGUCCUGGAAUAACAAGUGCAAAAAAGAGGAGGAGAAAGAAGAAGAAACAUGGUCUUCCCACUGGAAGCUGUGAUGCACGUAGUGCUUCUGGCGAUGGAGGGGAGGAAACAAGUUCCACAGAGAGCAUGGUAACGAAGGAUGGACUCACGUGUGGUACUACGCAAGAGGCGGCAGCAAGUAAAGCUCUCAACAUUGAGAGCAAAAAGGUAAAUAAAAGAAAAUCUGUGGACAAUCAAAACACAGCAAAAGGUAAAAAAGUAAAAGGAAAACAAGAGUCUAACUUAAACGUUAAGCAGCUUCCCACAUCAGAAGUAAUUACAACGUCCAGUCACUCUCCUGAUGUUUUGAAAACCACCGCCAAGGCUGGACAAAGAGGUUUACAGAAGCACCAGGAGGAGAAGAAGAAGAAGAGAAGGAAGAAGCUUCUAAAUCUUAAUGACUGCGAAAAUGCUCAGCUGUUUUCCAAGGGCAAGGGUCGGUUGCAGCCCGAGGAAAACAGCUCACGUUCUCCCCUCAAAGAAGCGCAAAAGCCCAUAAAGACAGGUCCUCAAAGCAGUGGCUCCCCUUCGCAGGACGACUGUGGCAGGGAUGUUACCAAGCUGUCUUCUUCACCGUCACAGAAGAGUUUGGAAAAGGAAGACAAAUCAACGAAAGUGGUUGACACGAUAUAUCAAUCAGGGAAUUUAGUGGAGGAGAAUGCUGAAGCCGAUGUUGUUUUGACUCCUAAGAAAGGGUUGAAGAUAAGGAACAAAUUUGCACAGUUUGGCUCAGACACACCAACAGCCAAAUUUGUACGAAGAUCACACCUGAAAGCAGAGACCGAGAGGCCAAAGCUGAAGAAAAAGGCAGCUUUGAAGAGACAGAGCUUUUCCGACUCUCUGACAUGUGGGAAAAAGGUUAAUUUCCUGCUUUCAAGAAACCGGGCUCAAGACCCGAAGGAGUACCUGGAAAGCCUGAAAGCGAGCCCUCAAAUUCCAUUUGAUGCCUCCAAAAAGCCUGUGCAGGGGGUGCUGAAGGUCAGAGAGCAUUCAAAACAGGACAAAUCCUUGAAGUUCACACCAUCAUCCAAGCGCAGGAGAGCAUCAGAUUUCUUUUAAAUGCAUAUAUUACUCUGUUGCUUGAACUGUGGCCAAAUUUGUACAGUAAGUGAGAUUAAAAUAUGUGCCCAUGCCCA